GAAGUGAUGCAGGGGAGGCUGAGCCCGAGUGGGAGCCCUGGCCGCUGAAAGGAGCUGGUGCGGAGGGGAAGUCAAUUUAUUGGACUGUGGUCAUAAUGCAUCAUUUUGGAGGUGCUUCCACAAUUGAGGGUCAGAUAAAGAUGACCUCUUGUUGAUACCUCAGUGAUGAAGAGGCUGUUCCCUUAUUUAUUUCUUUAGUGUCAUCUACAUACAUGGUGCUUUACAAAAAAACAGGUUCUGGACUUCAUGGAUGCCCAGCCAUGCUUUGAAGACUUGUGACCACUGCUGUUGGGCUCAUGGUCUAUACACUCACUGUGAGAGAAGAGUCACCCUUGGAAUACCCUGCCAGAAAGAACAGGUGUUCCAUGGAGAGACCCUGAUGCGAGGGUGGAGAGUCGGACUCAUUGCUGCAAUGCCUUCCUGCUCCUCUGAGGAUAGCAUGUUGCUCCACCGUCAAUGAUGGCAUGCUGAGACCCACCAAGCAGCGGCGGCGUGGGCGUACGAUAGCAAGGGGGCCGCUCUAACCGCUGGGCGUGGGACACCAUGGGCCAGUGCGUCACCAAGUGCAAGAAUCCUUCUUCCACUCUUGGCAGCAAAAAUGGCGACCGAGAAUCGAGCGGCAAGGCUCACGGCAAGCGGAGCACGAUUCACAAGGAGGAACACUGCACCGUCGGGGGGAAAUCCUCCGGGGACAUCCUGGUUAACGGGACAAAGAAGAUGGAAGCCUCUGUAGAGUCUAGUCAGCCCCCUUCUUCUUCCGGGGAUGCGAAGAAGGAGCCAGUUUCUGGCACGGAGGAAUCGUCCCUCCACAGGACUGAGGAAUUAUUUAGGAGGUACAAAGACGAGCGAGAAGAUGCCAUAUUGGAGGAAGGCAUGGAGCAUUUUUGCAACGACCUCUGUGUUGACCCUACCGAAUUCAAAGUCCUCGUCCUGGCAUGGAAGUUCCAGGCAGCUACCAUGUGCAAAUUCACAAGGACGGAGUUCUUUGAGGGCUGCAAAGCAAUAAACGCAGACAGCAUCGAUGGGAUAUGUGCCCGGUUCCCCAGCCUCUUAAACGAAGCCAAACAAGAAGAUAAGUUCAAGGAUCUUUACCGUUUUACCUUUCAGUUUGGCCUGGACUCCGAGGAAGGACAGAGGUCGCUGCAUCGGGAAAUAGCCAUUGCCCUUUGGAAACUAGUCUUCACUCAAAACAAGCCCCCGAUAUUGGACCAGUGGUUACACUUCUUGAAUGAGAACCCCUCAGGAAUUAAGGGAAUCUCCCGGGACACGUGGAACAUGUUCCUCAAUUUUACUCAGGUCAUUGGGCCGGACCUCAGCAAUUACAGUGAAGAUGAGGCCUGGCCCAGUCUCUUUGAUACCUUUGUGGAAUGGGAAAUGGAGAGGCGGAAGAAGGAGGAGAACACCAAAUGCGUUGCAGCUUCACAGACAGCAAGCCUGUGUAUAGACCACCAUACUUAGUGCCAUUUAACACAGCGAAAACAGCCGUAACCUGUUAACCUUUCAUUACCCAUAAGCUCCGGACUCCUCUGGAAUUUACAGACGCUCCAGAUUUUUCUACUUUACACCUUUCUCUGCCUUGUAUUUUUGAAAGGGCUCUAAAAUGCUGUAUCCAUAUUUUAGGCACUUUCUUUUGAAUUUUGGGUUAUUCUCGUUUCUUCUUCCCCCCUGCCCCCUGAAAUGUUUGAGACCCCUGGCUGCAAGUUAAAUGGUUUCUUUUUCUCUUUUUCAAAAAACGUUGCAGAUUGAUGUUGGUUGCACAACUUUAAAAAAAACAAAAACUUUUUGUGAGGUUAAAUUAACAUCGCUAAAUUAUACAGUGCCAGAUUGAAGUUCUGCAAAUAUACAUACAUAUAUAUAUGUGUGUGUAUAUAUAUGUAUGUAUAUAUUUCAGAGCAGGUCUAUACUGUGUGUAGUGCUGUUUACAUUGUUGAAUUUUUUUUUAAAAAAAGGUUGUGAUAAUUUUACGAUUCAUACCAUGAUGAAUUAACAGUGUUAACUGUUAACUACAAAUGCAUUUAAUUCCCAGGUAAAUAAGAUUCUGAAAGCCAAUGAAAGCAGCAUCGUUUCCUUUUUUUUGUAGCAUGGUUAGCUUCCUUUAAUUUGGCUCCUGGUUUUUAUGGGCGAGGAAAAAAGCUUACUUUUGUCUGAAAGAGUAUUCUGUACUUGCCAGUCAGCUGAGAAUUCAGUAAUAACCUUUUUUGAACCCUUGGUUCUGAGGCAAUAGGGAGCAGUAUAUGGUUUGGUAGAGAGGGCUGUUUUUUUUUUACUUCUUGCCUUCCACUCUCCGCCCCCCCCCCAACACGAAAAAGAAAAUUCUGCCAUAAUUUGGGGCAGCUUUGCACAUAGGCUCUGUUCACACCGACAGGAUGCCAAGCAUGUACUAUAAGGGGGUGAAAACUAAGCCAGGUGUGGGGAACAUUUGGUCCUCUAGAUAUUGCUUAACUGCAACUCUAGCACAGCCAGGGAUGAUGGGAGCUGUAUUUUAGCAAUAUCUGGAGCACUAGAGGUUCCCCACACCCAAACUAGGCAGCCUUGCAGGGAUGGUGCUAAUGCAAGCCCUUUUCCGAUAGCAUUAAGUGACGGGAUUCUCCUCUGUGUACAAUAGGCCUUGCCACUUUCCGGCUGCAAACUGGCCAUCCCUCACUGUGUGUAAAGGGCGUAAGAGCUUUGCUAGCUCGGUUAUAAGGUUGUAGUCACUCCUCUGCCCACCCGCUCCCCAAAUCCCCAAGGGAUUGUAUUUUCACGGCCGUGCAAAAGCGCUUUUGCUUGACUGAAAAGCCAAAGGUGGUUCUUCUUCUUCUUUCAGGAGCAUGAACCUAGAGAGAAGUGGCGAAUGUUUACCCUCCAAGGAAAUAAUAAAAAAAAAACACACACACACAACUUGAAUAAAAACUCUGCUUUAAUUUUAUAUAUUUGACUCUUGGAUAAAAGUGUCAACCCUGUUUGGCUGGUAACUAUCUGUAUAAGAGGGUGUGUUUUAAAACAACAGCAACUACAAACAAGCCUUUGGUUUUGAAAUCAGAGUAGUAGCCAUUUCUUCUCUGCUCUAAGAAAUGAGCUCCAGCUGAAUACGAUUUCCACUCUUCUCCUGGGGCCUUCCUGUGUCUUUAUUAGCAGCAGCCUGGCCAGGUAGUUCGGCAGAUGUUCCUUUGGCUCACAUAGAAAUUCAGAGGUAGCAAAAGCUUGGAUUUCUGUUUCAUCUGCUGCUGUCGAAAAGGCCCAGAAUUAACCAGAGUGGAGGGAACCCUGUUUUGGAAUAAUAUUUAGCAGUGACACGGUAGGCCUCUUAUUUUGGGGUGUAUUUCUUUUAAAUUUUACCUGUAUUGGGGAUGAUUUGCUCUCUUUCAACUGUUGUAACUAAAAAAAGGGAGUUUCCUUAACACUGGCCGGAUUAUGUUGUUAACUGGAUUUUUGAAAAACAUUGUUAACAUUUUUAAAACUUGGGGAAAGGAAUAGUUGCUGAGGCUUUCACCUGAAGUGAGCCUCGCCUCCAUAUGGCUGUCUUUUUUUAAAUCUAUAAAAUAUCCAGUCACUCAGUGAAGGCUCGCAAAAGUAGGUUUUACUCCCCCCCCCUUUAAACAUACUUAAUGCACCCUUUCCCCAACUUGCUAUCCUGCAGAUCUUGUAGGACUACAAAUCCCAUGUGGGAGCUAUGGUCCAGCAUGCAGAGGACACCAGGUUGACGAAGGCUGGCUUAACGAGUAACAGACUCACUCGAGCUUUGUUUUUAAAAGUAAUCCAUCUACCGAUACAUCCCAUUGUGUGUAAUUUGUGAUGAAUGGGAAAGCCAAUUGUGUGGUAGGUUGGACAGGGGCAUUGAAGACCGCACCCCCUUUGCAGUUGCCCUGUAACCAUGCAAUGUGCAGAAGCAGGCUAGUUCCUCCACCUCUACAGCUCUUCCUGCAAGAGAAUCACUUCAAAGUCACACACACCUUUCUUUCUCUAGUAUGCCCCCCCCUUCCCCUUUCCUAAUGAAGUUUGCAUGGGUGCACUUGGAUUAUCCCAAUUAGUAAUUCCAUCAAGACAAAUUCUUCUAGAUCUGAAAUUGCCAACAGUCCCAAGCUGGAUAAAAAAAAUAAAAUAAAAAUACUUUAAAUUCACACCCUCUCUCGCCUGUCAGGAGCAGGAAUUGACAUUCAUUUGUUUGUUGAUGAAUAUUGACUGCAUAAAAACACCUUUUUAAAAUUG
Molecule: messenger RNA, 4188 nt
Organism: Podarcis raffonei (Aeolian wall lizard)
Lineage: Eukaryota; Metazoa; Chordata; Lepidosauria; Squamata; Lacertidae
Gene: DCUN1D3
Product: defective in cullin neddylation 1 domain containing 3
Exons: 6
Coding region: 544-1458 (304 amino acids)
Biological process (GO): protein neddylation; positive regulation of ubiquitin-protein transferase activity
Cellular component (GO): ubiquitin ligase complex
Molecular function (GO): ubiquitin-like protein binding; ubiquitin conjugating enzyme binding; cullin family protein binding
Source: RefSeq, a predicted model, not a curated record